Ziziphus jujuba (common jujube) is the source of this 1670-nucleotide messenger RNA. Its product is annotated as cytochrome P450 93A3. The transcript is spliced from 2 exons. Gene Ontology annotation, molecular function: heme binding; oxidoreductase activity, acting on paired donors, with incorporation or reduction of molecular oxygen, NAD(P)H as one donor, and incorporation of one atom of oxygen; iron ion binding. The record is from RefSeq and is a predicted model, not a curated record. Bases 135 to 1670 code for a protein of 511 amino acids. NCBI's taxonomy places the organism in Eukaryota, Viridiplantae, Streptophyta, Magnoliopsida, Rosales, Rhamnaceae. Gene Ontology annotation, cellular component: membrane.
AUUAAUAAGAGGCAUAUUUUUUUUAUUUAAAAAAAAAAAAGAAAUCUUCACAAGAUUUGAGUGUUUAUAUUUACUUUUGGAUUUUCUAUUUGUCUCUCGCUGCCUCCACUAAUUUCACUAGUUAAGAUUCAUCAAUGGCAGAUUUCCAAAGCUACAUGAUAGUUUUCCUUGUCUGGCUGAUCUCCACCAUCCUGGUCCGAGCCAUAUUAACCAGAACUAAAACCAAGAUUCGUCUUCCACCGAGCCCACUGGCUCUUCCAAUCGUUGGUCACCUCCACCUGCUCGGAACUUUGCCACACCAAGAUCUUCACAAACUAUCCAACCACUAUGGACCUCUAAUCCAUCUUUACCUCGGCUCCAAGCCUUGUGUUGUUGCUUCGUCCCCAGAAAUUGUCAAAGAGUUCCUUAAAACCCAUGAAACUUCAUUCUCAAACCGCCCUCAAAGGACUGCUGUAGAAUAUAUCUCCCAUGGCUCCGAGGAUUUCAUCUUUGCACCAUAUGGACCUUACUGGAAGUUCAUGAAGAAACUCUGCAUGUCUGAACUUCUCGGUGGACCAAGACUUGAACAGUUUCUUCCCAUUAGACGCGAAGAGAUAAACAAUUUCCUAGAAUUCAUGCAGAAAAUUGCCGUUAAAAAUGAAGCAGUUGAAGUUGGAGAAGAACUUUUAAAGUUGACUAAUAAUAUUACUUCAAGGAUGAGUAUAAGCAAAAGCUGUUGUGAUAAUGAAAACGAAGCCAACCUGGUGAGGAAGUUGGUUAAAGAGACGGCAGAGAUUACUGGGAAAUUUAACUUGUCGGAUUACAUUGAAUUAUGUAAGAACAUCGAUUUGCAAGGAUUUGGAAGAAAACUCAAAGAAAUCCGUGAUGAUUUUGACACCAUGAUGGAGCGGAUUGUAAAAGAGCAUGAAGAGGCUAGGAAGGAGGGAAAAAGAGGAGGUGGCAAUGGAUCAGUGAAGGAUUUGCUCGACAUUUUGCUUGAUAUAUCAGAAGAUGAGAGCUCAGAGAUUAGAUUAACAAGACAAGACAUUAUGACAUUCAUCCUGGAUAUAUUUGUAGCUGGGACAGACACAUCAGCCAUUGUUAUAGAAUGGGCAUUAGCAGAGCUAAUAAACCAUCCAAAUAUCAUGAACAAAGCAAGACAAGAGAUUGAUUCAGUAAGUGGAAAAGCCAGACUAGUUGAAGAGUCAGAUAUUGCUAAUCUCCCUUACCUCAAAGCUAUAGUGAAAGAAACACUCAGGCUCCACCCAGCAGGGCCAUUGAUAGUGAGAGAGUCAUCAGAGAAAUGCACUGUUUGUGGUUAUGACAUUCCAGAGAAGACCCAGUUGAUUGUCAAUGUGUGGGCUCUGGGAAGAGAUCCAAAUCACUGGGACAACCCGCUUGAGUUCAAGCCAGAAAGGUUUCUCAGUGAAGAAGGGAGCGGCAAUAGGCAGUUGGAUUUGAGAGGUCAGCAUUUUCAGCUUCUGCCAUUUGGGAGUGGUAGAAGAGGAUGCCCUGCAACCUCACUUGCACUGCAAAUUGUUCAGACAACCCUUGCGGCAAUGAUUCAGUGCUUUGAAUGGAAGGUGAGCGGAGCAAUUGACAUGAAAGAGGGACCUGGAAUAUCCCUCCCCAGACUUCAUCCAUUGAUUUGUGUCCCAGUAGCCAGGUUGAAUCUACUUUCAUCAAAGUGA